Messenger RNA from Wyeomyia smithii (pitcher-plant mosquito), 900 nucleotides. It is a transcript of the gene Atg8a, whose product is annotated as gamma-aminobutyric acid receptor-associated protein. Gene Ontology annotation, molecular function: GABA receptor binding; ubiquitin protein ligase binding. The coding region runs from base 122 to 478 and encodes 118 amino acids. Gene Ontology annotation, biological process: autophagy of mitochondrion; autophagosome assembly; cellular response to nitrogen starvation. Lineage: Eukaryota; Metazoa; Arthropoda; Insecta; Diptera; Culicidae. The transcript has 3 exons. Gene Ontology annotation, cellular component: autophagosome membrane; cytosol; autophagosome. The record is from RefSeq and is a predicted model, not a curated record.
UUGCUAGACCCAAACAAAUAUCAGCACCUUCGCAGUCCCGAAUUUAGUUUGAUUGAAAAUAUAGUGUGAAGGACAUCAGAUUUAAGAAACAUUUUUGAUUAAACGAAUCAAUUAAAUAAAUAUGAAAUUCCAGUAUAAGGAAGAACAUCCUUUCGAAAAGCGAAAGGCUGAAGGAGACAAAAUUCGUCGUAAAUAUCCGGAUCGCGUACCAGUUAUAGUCGAAAAAGCUCCAAAGGCUCGAAUUGGUGAUUUAGAUAAAAAGAAGUAUCUGGUACCAUCCGAUCUUACUGUUGGUCAAUUCUAUUUCUUGAUCCGCAAGCGCAUUCAUCUACGGCCAGAAGAUGCUUUGUUCUUUUUUGUGAAUAAUGUGAUUCCACCGACUUCUGCUACAAUGGGGUCUCUCUACCAGGAACACCACGAAGAAGAUUAUUUCUUAUACAUUGCCUAUUCGGAUGAAAACGUUUAUGGAUCAAAUUAAGACGGAUUACUGACGGAUUGCUGUGUAGAUGUAUUUUUUUCUUUAACAUUCAUUAUUUCAAAUCUACAAUUGUUGGGUCAUUUACAUAAUAUCAAAAAUCGAUUGCACUGUACCGCUGGAAUAUGAUAAGGAUAUAAAUAAAUAGGGGUCAUCACGUAUUCUCGUAUACAAAUACCCAGUCGUAAACUGUGUAUCCUCAAAUUACUCGUCAAUGGAGGUAAGUAUUUUUAUGUCUGGUAUUUUGAUACGCGCUUUACAUGAAUACCCUAAAUAUAUUUAAAACAGUCUCUUAAGUGUAAUAUUCUGAAUUUGUAUAGCUGUUCUAAAAUUAGAUGAAUCAUAAAAUUAAUACGGUUUGUUCGAUCGGUGUGUCGUUUUCAGCAAAGUUGUAAAUAAUAAAGUUGACUUUCCGAAAAAAAAUA